UGAUUCCCUAUAGGCAAGUCUUCCUCAAUGUUUCCCUAUGGGCAAGUAUUCCCCAAUAUUUCCCUAUAGGCAAUAUGAUUCUCUAUGGAUAAGUAUUCUCCAGUGUUUCCCUAUGGGCAAAUAAUUCCCAAUGUACAGUAUCUCUAUGGGCAAGUAUUCCCCAAUGUUUCCCUAUGGGCAAGUAUGGUUUCCCUGUGAGGAAGAACUGUCAUUUGUUUUAGUACAUCCCGUAAAAUGGAGGACGUCUGGGAAUUCCUCCUGGACAGGAAAGGUGGAAAUGGAGGAAAGGAGGACCUCUGGUCACCCUGUACAUAUUUCUAAAUUUGCACCAGUGAAGCCCUACAGACUUUGGAGAGAUGGACCUGCCUCUGGGGGUCCCUCCCGUCCAGCCUCAACCAGAGAUUCCCCAGCUCCCUUCUUCCACCCAAGUCUGUGAACUGCGUACAGCUGUAUCUUCCUUUGCCGAGGAGACCGUCUCCCUUCUUUCAGCCAAUGGUCUUCUCAACCACUCCUUACUGAGAACAUCAGGUGGCACUGGGAACCAGCCAAGGGAGCCUGGGGUAACAUCAACCAUGGCCCGGCGCAAGCGGGAGUUCACCCCGGAUGAGAAGAAGGACGAUGGUUACUGGGACAAGAGGAAGAAGAACAACGAAGCGGCCAAGCGCUCCCGGGAGAAGCGAAGAGUCAGUGAUUUGGCCCUGGAGAGCCGGGUGCUGGCACUGUUGGAGGAGAAUGCCCGCCUCAAGGCUGAGUUGCUGGCCCUCAAAUUCCGUUUUGGUUUGAUUCGGGACCCAACAGAGUCUUCCCGGCCAGUGGUGGCUCUUGGCCCUGUCCCAGAAGUCCCCCGGCCAACCCCCACACCCCAGCACUACCCAGUGGCUCCUGAUCCACCACGCUAUGCUUGCCCCUUCCGUCCAGAGCCUGCCACCAGCUCUGAGGAUUCUGGGUUCUCCACUCCCGGCAGCUCUAAUAUGGGGAGCCCUGUCUUUUUUGAGGAGCGAGACAGGGCGGAGGAAGGAAUGGUUUACGAAGGGAAUUGCUUGGUGCCAGACACUCCUGGUGAGGGAUCUGAUUUGGGCCGAGCCAGUCGUUAUGACUCUGGGGAGGGCAUCAAAGGUCUCCCCCACAAGCUGCGUUUCAAAAUGGCUGUAGGAGCAGAGGAGGUCGCUGGGGAACCCUCCGGACAUUAUCCACCAUCCCCACCGAUAGGAGCCUGGAGAGGGCCAGCCACCCGGGAGGAGCAGAGGAACAUAGGAGUACCUGGCAGUGCCAUGGCAUUUGACGGCUGCUGUGAAACUGAGACCCCUGGUGCUCAGUUGCCAACUCUCCAGGGGUCCCAGUACCAGACAGAGAACAGCACCCUGAGGAGUCAGCUCGCCUCACUUUCGGCCGAAGUGGCCCAGCUCAAAAAGCUCUUCUCUGAACAGAUCCUAAUCAAGAUGAACUGAAUGGACAGGGGAAGCAAGGAUAAAUUAGUUUAUAGGUUGCUUUUAAUGGGUUGCUUUCUUUCUUUAUCCCCACUCUCUAAUUGUCAAGCUCUGUAUGUGUAUAUAUUUGUACAUAAUGUGGUCCGUUUUCUUCUGUUUCCUUUAAUUAAAGCUCCUUCCUUGAGAAUAUGUGCCCUUCAUCACUAUGAACCCCUACUUCCAGCAGCUCUCAAACUUUCUACAUUCAGUUAAUCUAUUUUCUACCUGAACAUCUCUGUCACAAAACCUGUCUGUUUCUUAAGAAGAUUCCAGUAGGCCACUGAAGUUGGGGAUGCAGUUUACAUGGUUCAGAUGGGGUCCAGGAUACUCCUGACAGGCUAUAGAGGAUGAUAGUUUAUGGACAUUGUCUGCCAGGUACCAAAAUGAUUUGGUACUUGAGGAAAAGGACAAAAUGGCCCACCCCAUUCAAUGUACCAACGUAAAAUGGACUGGCAGCAGUGGUGUCACUAGGGAGUUGCAGGGGGUGCAGAUUGCACUUCUGUAGGCUUUUCCACGGUGGGGAAGGAGAGGGUUGAGCGUGCCUCUCCCAACUUUGCUGUGCUGGCAGAGGCCUCCUCCCAAGGAGACCUCCGCUGCCAUGGCAAAGGAGAGGGCUCAGUUCACCCUUUUGGCUGCUGCCACCAACCUACCCUUGGCAGUGCCCUCAUGCACUGGUGGACACCAGCGGUGAGGGCGUCAUUGAUUGGCAGUUUAAUUUUACUCCAACAUGGAAGAUGGGACAGUCUCCUUCACAGAACAUAAUUUACAGUGUGUAAAAUAGACCCUGAGACCCUGAGAGUGACCUCGGGGACUCAACUUGAGACCAGGGUUCAAUUCCCAGCUCAGCCAUGGAAUCUCACUGGCUGACCUUGGGCAAGCCUCAGCCUCUCAGCCUCAGGGAAAGUCAAUAGCAUGAUAGGGUUGCCUUAGAGUCACCAUAAGUUGGAAAUGAAUUGAAGGUAUACAACAAGAACAACAGCAACAAAGAACAGGUCCUAUGGCACAUGCAGCUCUGUUCUUUAAUGGGAAUAGUUAGAAGAACAUGGCUGCUGACGCCUACCAUCUCGGCCUUUUGAGGCAGUUGCCUGACUGCCUCAUGGUAGGGCUGGUCAUUGCUGGUCAUCUUUUCUCUGAGGCUGAGUUUCUGAGUAUCUCCAAACCAGAGCUCAGAAGCCACUAUCCUUUUCAGGCGUAAACAAUAUCAGCAGUCUUAGUUAUAUAUUUUUUUCUCCAAUGAGUCAAACUAACCCCCACUUUGCAGUACCAGUCAGUGGAGAACAGUUUGUCUUCCUCAGUCAGAACAGUGAACCCCAGUUUACUUUGUAUAGGCUCCCUCUCCCCACUUAGUUCUGAUUUUAUUAUGUUUGGCUAGGUUGGAAAACUGAAUUAGAUUAGGGUGACCACACAGAUGUUUGUAGGAGUUAAAGAUAGAACUAGGAAGAAUAACUUUUUUGGGGGGGGGGGUAUACUUCCCAGGAUUCACAAGCAAGUAUGGCCAGUAGUCAGAGUGGCUGGUGAAUUCGGAGUCUUAGUCGGAAGAAGAGGAAGGAGAACUUCAAGCUCUGCUCCCUCUCAAUGAUAUGCAGGCCAAAGAACUGACAUGGUGGAGGGAGAGGAAAUAAAAGAAAAAGAACUGGUAGAGCAGUGACCUUUUCACAUCAAACCAUUAUGGCACUAGGGCUGCAUCUGCAUUGCAGAAAUAAUCUGGUUUGACACCACUUUAACUGCCAUGGUUCAAUGCUAUGGAAUUCCAGGACCUGUAGUUGUGGCACUGGUGACAGUUGUGUGUUCCUUACACCUUCACUGCCUCCCAUUGUCAUGACACCUUGCUCAGUGCUUCAUGUCUGGGUCUUAGACUUUCCUAGAAGGCAAACCUUCCCACCAUCCAAGAGGUUUGGGAGCUUGCUGUGAAUACUCUGUAGUGGGUGAAAGGCACUUUGCAUAUGCUCCAACAUACUCUCUUUUUUUUCCAGUAUUUGAUAUGUUCCACUGUGAAAUCUUGGCAUUGAAAAUAUUCAGCUGCAGAUUUUUAUUUUUUUUAGUUCAUUGAUGAUCUGCCUUUUAAUCUAAUAAUUUCAUUGAUUUUAAAUAAAUUUGUGUAUUAGUAUAUCCUCUGGAUGGAUUCAUAUUUUUUUUGAAGAAUGGCCAGUUUUAGUAAAUAAACUCAUUACUAGAAGGAAAUACCAUCAUUUUAUCCCUUCCUUGUUACAAAAAUUCACCAGAGUCACCAAAGCAACCCCAUGAAAUAAACAUGUAUAUUCUUGA
Sceloporus undulatus (fence lizard) is the source of this 3731-nucleotide messenger RNA. RefSeq lists its product as uncharacterized. Gene Ontology annotation, biological process: regulation of DNA-templated transcription; circadian rhythm. Lineage: Eukaryota; Metazoa; Chordata; Lepidosauria; Squamata; Phrynosomatidae. The record is from RefSeq and is a predicted model, not a curated record. Gene Ontology annotation, cellular component: nucleus. The transcript has 2 exons. The coding region runs from base 357 to 1448 and encodes 363 amino acids. Gene Ontology annotation, molecular function: DNA binding; DNA-binding transcription factor activity.